AUGCCACCCAAGAAGAAAUUGAAGCUUUCGUCGCCCUCUGGGAAGACGCAGGCCCUUGCAUCCGGUGAGGACACCAUCAUGGUAGCUUCGAACAUCAAGGAUGUUCACGAGUUUCAGUUGAUGCUGGAGAAAUGGAUAGACACAGUGCACAACCUGAGGCAUCAUACGGGCCCAUGCACUGCGGCCCCUCCCGUGAAACCCUCGGAGGUGCUUCCAGGUCAGUACGACUGGCCCGUGUGUCAGGGCGGCACCUUGAAGGACAUCGCGCAGAGAGCCUGGGGUGAUCGCGACCGGCUCUUGACGUGCAGUGCGAAGAUGCUUCAUGCUGCUGGCCUCCUUCCAUCGGAGGAUGAAUGGCCACCGGCUCCCGGUGCCAUCUUCCAGACUUCCGUCCUCUGCUGGUGCUUCUCAGACUGCAGCUUCUGGCGGGGAGCCGCCAUUGGCAUGGCGGAAGUUGUGGGGACAGCGAAGAGCAUGGCCUUGACAAGAUUCCGUGAGGGUGAGCAGAUGGCUGUGCGACUUCCGCCGGAUGCAAGCAGCGCCGUGGAUGCCAACCAGUGCGCUGUUGGCACCCUCUUCUUUGCGGAUGGCAGUCAGAAGAUGCUUGCUGCGUUCAGCACGUGGCUUGCUGUGCUAUCCUUAUGGGAAGACCACAAGGAUGCAUUGCAAGUGCCUGGAGUUCAGUCCAUGUUGGCAUCCUUCCUCGCCAUCCCGACGUCUGUCAAGGGGUCAGUGGACAACUCCAACACGUUGGAAGCGGCGAUCAGCAGGAUAGUGAAACAAAACCUGGAUGCGAAAGUGUUGCCGGUGUCCAGCUUUCAAUGGUCCAGCGUGCUACGCAGCGUUGGCCACGACGUGAGUUUGGACCAAGCACUCCAGCUGUACAAUGGGCAUCCCGACGUGAUGGCCCACGACGACAGCGGCGCCGGAUCCAUAACUCUAGACAACAGAAAAAAACAGGCAGUGCAAAACUUUUACGAAAAGACCAGUCCAGAGGCCUUGCAGGUCGUCUUGAACUCCACGCACGACAUAGCCUUUAGCUUGGGCUGUUACGGUGAAAACUUUGCUCUCUGCAAUUUUGCCUUCAUGGGCAGCUCAGCAAACCUGUCUUCGUCGGAUGCUGCUGACUUGAGCAUGCACCCCUUCGACAAGGAGGCUUUCAUGUCCAUCGCAAUUCGGGAUUGGCGGCUCCCCAUGACUGCAGAGGCGCAAGUGCUUUUCUUCAUGCGGGUCAAGGCCCAGUUUGAUCGAGCGACCACCGGGAUCCCUGUGAAUCAGAAGAAGAAGUACAGGAUGAGUUCAGAAGAGCUCAUGAAAGUUCGCAACACCUGUGUUCUCUUUCAGCAGUGCUUCCACUUCCUGCUUACACAGGCAGGCGCCGACGCGGAGACAUGGCGCGCAGCUUUCAUUCAAGGUGCCGAUGAGGAUUGGAAGGUGCUCUUGGAAGCCCGCCCUUCCAAGAUGGCCAUGAGCAUGUUGGCCUCCGUGGAAGAUCGGGCCCGUCAGCAACUCUUGCACAGAGAGGCCUCUGCCAUGCAGGAUGUGGAAGAGCAGCGCCAGGAAGUGAUCAAAGCAGAGUGGAGCCUGUUUCAAAAGAGCUUGGAGAAGGACCAGCAAACUUUGCAGCAGGCAUCCGACGCUCCGCGCAGAGUCAGGAGCUUGCAGCAUGCCAGGCUGGUCGAGCAUCGCAAUCAGCAGGCGGCGGACGGCUUGAAGGCAGCCAAGGGCUACCAGGAAACGUAUCUUCGCAUCGUGAAGCUGGACAAGAUGGAGCUCGCUACCGGGCAGAUCUCCAAGAUGAAGCUGCAUAUCGCCAAGGAGUGCAGAUGCGCCUACGAGGACGUGUGCCUGCUGGGGUUUUGCGACCUCAAUGUCCCAUGGGCGAGGACACAGGCGGUGUGCAAUGCUUUGUGCAAGGGCAUCUCUAUGAUCAACUCGGAUGGAAAAGGCAUGAACAAUGCCACCUUGCUCCUCCUUCCGGAUUUGCCGAAGGAUAAGAAUCCACGGGGAUUGUACGAUGAAGAGAAGCAAGUGUUUGAGGAGCUGUUCGCACUCAAACAGCACGUUGAGACGAGGUUUGUGGAAAACUUCAGCCGGGAGAAGAAAAGCGAGGCCAAAUCCAAUGCUCGAAGAUUCUCCUCGGGUCGCUUGGUGACUGCUGCUGAGAACUACGAGGACAACGUUUGGUUGCAGGGUGAGCUUGCGCUUCACGGACGUCCUGUGGGCUUGAGGGAGCAAGAGGCUGGUGCUCCCACUUGCCUGUUGCCCAAGCAAGCUGAGCUGUUGCUGCCCGAAAGCGGCAGCGUGAAUGCAGACCUUCGACUUUCGGAUCGGCCGAGGCCCUCCCCAGAGCAGACAGCUGCUCAGAAAGGUGUGGAGAGGAUCAAGACUCUCGUGGACGCUUGCAUCCGUGGCGUGUCCCUGCCGGGACCUGUGCUCCUGGUCAACUUGACUGGAUACGUUGAGGAAGUGGGGACAGCCGUGGGGUUGCCCAGCGUUUUCUCCAGAGCGCUUGGGUUGAGGCUUCGAGGACGGAUGGGUGGCGAAGGCUUGGAAGGCUUCCACUACCAGAAGCUUUACUAUCUGUCGCUGCACAACAUCGACAAGGAAGCUGCUUGGCCUUAUGCCAACUCACGGAUGGCGAGGGAGAUCAUGGAUGCUUGGCUGGACAAGAAGUUGAGCCACGCCGGCCUCUCCUACGAUGACUCGAGUGCUGGGUUGUCAGACCAGGAGCUCAAGGGCAUCCCUGGAGCCGGAGUUCUCAAGUCGCCGGACACUCUCAAGUUGGAGGUCACCGUGCGGAACGGGACCGUCAUUGAGAUCCACCCGGACCAAGUCAAGAAGUGGAGCCAAACCGCUUUUGCCGACGAGUUCAGCAAACUUGCGGAGAGCCACUCCUCGAAGUUCAAGGAUGUGCUGAAGCCUGUGUUGGCCUCAUCGAGCUCAUCGAGCUCUCAGGCCGCUGCAACAGUUGACGAGGGUUCGACUGUGAAUCCGGAAACAGAAGACUCGUCGGCUUCGCCUUCCCUGAGCCUCAAGACCUGGGAGACCUACGACUCCCUUCACGGCGAGGACGAGAUCAAGCACAGAUGUGUGUCCGAGAUUGUUGGGGUGGACCUGCUGAAAAGCAAGGCUGGCCAUUUUUACCUCAUCUCCGAAAAGGGGAAAGUGCUCCCGAAGCAUUCGAUCAUCGGAGGCUUUGGUACCGGAAAGUAUGUGCCGGCCACGGAUGCAGCUGACGGUGUGCAGCUCAAGUGGAACGAGGGUGAUAAAACGAUUAUCCAAGUUGACAUGGCUGGCUUGGUCCCGGCGAACACGGGCUUCGAAUGCAUGACGCUCUACAGGUACCUGUUGCUGCUGGAAAAGCAGAAGAAGGUGACUCGCUACGAGCUCAGCUACACGAAGUGCACCCGAGCACCCUCCUCUGAUGGUGAUCUUGCUGACAGCUUCCAGGUGGAGAUCGCCGAGCCAUUCAAGUACAAGACGAUGCCAGACGUCGACAGGACCUUGAGCUGCAAGUCCUUUUUCCAUGAUCUCAUCAGUGCGGUGGACAAGUCCGAUGCCGCCCAGGCGGUGUUCCGAUGGAGAUUCGAAAGGGUCCACGCCUUGACAAAGAUCCAGAAGCCAUACGUGGCUUUGAGCGCCGCAAUCAAGCUGAAUCCGGGGCAGCCGGUGAGGCUAUCCAAAGCUGACUGA
Messenger RNA from Symbiodinium sp. CCMP2456, 3696 nucleotides. Lineage: Eukaryota; Dinophyceae; Suessiales; Symbiodiniaceae. The record is from the annotation of a GenBank genome assembly.